Messenger RNA from Aspergillus wentii DTO 134E9, 1579 nucleotides. It is a transcript of the gene pmp47, whose product is annotated as putative peroxisomal membrane protein Pmp47. The record is from RefSeq and is a predicted model, not a curated record. Lineage: Eukaryota; Fungi; Ascomycota; Eurotiomycetes; Eurotiales; Aspergillaceae. Bases 209 to 1186 code for a protein of 325 amino acids. The transcript is spliced from 4 exons. Gene Ontology annotation, molecular function: ADP transmembrane transporter activity; FMN transmembrane transporter activity; coenzyme A transmembrane transporter activity. Gene Ontology annotation, cellular component: peroxisomal membrane.
UUCAAGCCGAAUCAUUAUCGGGCCUUGCUCACAAACAGUCGAAAUUAACUCUGGUCAUCCCCAUAUUCUCCUGUUCUCCAUUUCCAUCGUUUUACUCAACAUUGCUGGAUAUCUACUUGUUUUUGUUCUUUCCUUUACGUAUCAUCGAACAUCUACAUCUAUCUAGUCCUCCAGCUCGACCCCUUGCUUAUCUAUUUUCAUCGCCCACAUGUCUCAAUCCAGAGUCGAAGCGCAGAAGAAGGCGACUGCAGCAUCAGCAGCCGCCCAACAGAGCGACAAUAUAGCGCAUGCAUUAGCCGGUGCCGGGGGUGGUAUUCUCUCGAUGGUUCUAACCUAUCCUCUUAUAACUUUAUCAACCAGAGCACAGGUCGAGUCCAAACGUGCCCAUUCCACGACCUCCGAUGCCGUCCGCCGUAUUAUUCAGCGGGAGGGAAUCACAGGACUCUACUCGGGUCUUGAGUCCGCUGUAUUUGGUAUUAGCGUCACCAAUUUCGUAUAUUACUAUUGGUAUGAGUGGACUCGGGCAGCCUUCGAGAAAGCAGCUGCCAAAGCAGGUCGCGUUUCGAAGAAGCUCACGGCAGUUGAAUCAAUGAUUGCUGGAGCCAUCGCUGGAAGUGCAACGGUCAUGAUUACAAACCCCAUUUGGGUGAUUAACACCAGGAUGACAGCUCGUAAAUCCGAGUCCGAGGAGCAAACGCUGCCCAGCACGACGGCUAAGAAAACACGACCAUCAACGAUUAGCACUCUGAUGGACCUGCUCCAUCAAGAGGGGCCCAAGGCACUCUUUGCCGGUGUUCUACCGGCAUUGAUCCUGGUGAUAAACCCCAUUCUUCAAUAUACCAUUUUCGAGCAGUUGAAGAAUGUUUUGGAACGCCGCAGGCGUGUGACUCCCAAAGAUGCUUUCUACCUUGGUGCCCUAGGCAAGAUAUUGGCGACCUCCAUCACAUACCCUUAUAUCACGAUCAAAAGUCGGAUGCACGUCGCUAGCAAGGAUGGUCCCAAGGAAAGUUUGAACGGAAGCUUGAAGAGAAUUAUCAAAGAAGAGGGAUAUGUGGGACUUUACAAAGGCAUUGGACCGAAAGUGACCCAGAGUGCAAUUACCGCGGCGUUCUUGUUCGCUUUCAAGGACGUUCUUUAUGACAUGAUGGUUUCAGCUCGAAAGAGAGGACGCACUGUUUCAAAGUAAUCAAGAUGCUUACUCUUGAAAUAGUUCUUCUAAAUACAAAUUCUUCAAGGCUAAUUGAAGAAGUUCAAAGCCUUUGACUAUCUCAGUUCGAAUUUUCUUGACGGAAUACUAUAAUCAGCCACUCCAAACAUAUCGGGCAUGCUUUAUGAAGCACCAUGUAAUCAGAACUUAUUUACCCUUCAUAAUUAUAACAGAGGUCACAACAUCCCAAAGGCUUUUCUGCUAAAGGACAUUUGUUAUUUUGCUUACCCUUUUGUCUGUGGGUAAAAUAAGAGUUUCAAUGUAUGAUAAUAUAUAUGAAGGAGUUGAAGUCAUAUGAUGUCAUCUUUUUCUUAUAAUACUUUCUUUGGUUCAUUAUAGUACUUGAAUUCUCCAGUGAUGAUGUUUUCUUUU